Molecule: messenger RNA, 1605 nt
Organism: Dicentrarchus labrax (European seabass)
Lineage: Eukaryota; Metazoa; Chordata; Actinopteri; Moronidae
Product: macrophage mannose receptor 1-like
Exons: 6
Coding region: 60-1094 (344 amino acids)
Source: RefSeq, a predicted model, not a curated record
GCUACGUUUUUCCAGACAAUAGUUUAAAAUUCAGCGAGAUUUAGAUAUAGGACAAGAACAUGAAGAUGCCACCAGCCUGCACUCCCGUACAUCCAGGUAUUAGAAGGACCAUGUUGUGUAUUCUCCUUUUAUCAGGGAUGUGCUCAUGCCUUCAUAAUUACUACUUAAUUGAUGAACCAAAGACUUGGCUUGAAGCCAGACAGUACUGCAAAGAAAAUUACAAAGACCUGGCCACCAUAGACAACAUGGAGGAUAUGGAGCGGCUGAUCUCAGCUGCAGGCAGUGGUUAUGAAGGGAAAGUGUGGAUAGGCUUGACUGACAAACCCUUUAGCUGGGGCUGGUCUCUGUCAGAGUCUGGCUUCUACGGACAGGGAGAGAAAAACUUUAGAAAGUGGAACAAUAGCGAACCAGAUAACAUGAAAAAACAAAAAUGGUUGUGCACUGUUUUCAGUAACGGUGUCUGGAAUGAUUGUUUCUGUGAAGAUGUUUUCACCUUUGUCUGCUAUGACAAAAAUCGUCCUGGCUCAGAAUCUACUUCCAGUGGAAAAUACAUCUAUAUAAACAAAGUGUUCAAUUGGUGGGGUGCUCGGCAAUACUGCAGGAAUCAUCACACAGACCUAGCCAGUGUGAGGAACGAAACUGAGAAUAUGAGGAUCCAGGAAGUGGUACCAAGAGACAAGUUUGUUUUUAUCGGCCUGCACCGCAUUGUCUGGCAUUGGUGGUCAGAUAAAACUAAACCCAAUUUUGAAAACUGGGCAGAUGGACACCCGGUGAGUCCAACUGACACAUGUGCUACCAGUGUGAUUAAUGCUAUUCACCAUGGAAAGUGGGUGGAAAACCACUGUGACGAAAAAUUACAUUUCAUCUGCCACAACAAUAAGACACAGGUGUUAAAAGUUAAGCUGACAGCACUGAAAACCACAAUCGACCUGAAUGACCCUGCUGUGACGGAGGCUAUCUUGAAUCAGGUGGAGGAGAGUCUGAAAGAGAAGGGGAUUAAAAGAGAUUUUAAAAUUUCCUGGAUAAAGAAUAAGGACAAUAAAAUCUUCCACAAAGAAGAGGAGAAUGUAGAUGCAAUGAAGACGGACCUUUGAUAUCCUUUAACAGCUUUUGCUUUUGCUAUUUAUGCAGCACUGGGUUGAAAACAUAGAAUAGGUGUGUGUUCACUGCUAAUAUCAAGGAAAGAAGUAGGCAGAAUAUGAAGUGUUUUGUGUACACAUUAUGUGACAUAUGUGAUAGGUUGUUGGAUGUAAAUUGUAGAUCUGUGUUGGUUGUUAUUUAAUAUAAUCUGUGUUGUAAUAUUGUUUGAAUUGUGUAUGAAUUCCAUCACCUUUGUCUCUUAUUGAAGGGAACUAAAGUGGAUUUCCAUUAUUUGUUGUUAUUUAAUAUUAUCUGUGUUAGAAGUGAAUUUCCACCUUAUAUAUUGUAUAUUUUACAUGGUAUACAAAUGGUUGUUUUAGGUUAAAAUGUGGUUGACUUGUAUCUGUCAAACGUACACACACCUGUAAUCACUGAUUUGUUUUAUUUUGCAAUCAGACAUUUAGUUUAUGAGUUACUGUGCUGUGUGAAAAAUAGUAAUUAAAUAAAUAAAGUUGAAAAAGACAA